Molecule: messenger RNA, 1170 nt
Organism: Saprolegnia parasitica CBS 223.65
Lineage: Eukaryota; Oomycota; Saprolegniomycetes; Saprolegniales; Saprolegniaceae
Exons: 6
Coding region: 7-1170 (387 amino acids)
Biological process (GO): fatty acid metabolic process; acyl-CoA metabolic process
Cellular component (GO): cytosol
Molecular function (GO): fatty acyl-CoA hydrolase activity; long-chain fatty acyl-CoA binding
Source: RefSeq, a predicted model, not a curated record
GUUGCAAUGUGGCGGAAACUACGAAAUUUGCAUCUUGGGCACGGCCCCCGGACGACGACGAUGAUGACGACGACGCGGAAGAGCAGCAGCAUCGCGCUUGAGUCGACGCACAUGUCCUUCGCCGACAUCAUCGGCGAAGAGAGCCUGCGCGGGCAGUGGCUCAGCCAAGGCCCGGUGCUCGAGCGCAUGGACGUCGUCGGCGCCGCCGUCGCCGCCAAGGUCGCCAACGGCCCUGUCGCGACCGUGAGCUUUGACCAAGUCGACUCGCACAAGCCCGUGUUCCAUGGCGACCUCUUCCGCCUCGAGGGCCGCGUCUUAAGCACGAGCAACUCGUCGACGGCCGUGCAGCUCACGGGGUACCGCGAAGAGAUGCUGACGGGCAAGGUCACGCACACCCACGACGCGAUCAUCACGUUUGUGGCCAUUGAUGCCAAGGGCCGGCCGCGCCCGGGGCUCCCGGCGCUCACGUCGUCGUCGCAGCCCGACCUCGUUGCGUUUCUGGCGGAGAAGGCCGUGCAUCGCAAGGAGCUCGCGACCACGUGGCGGACGUACCAGGAAGACGUGGACGCGAUGGCGCACAUCACCGAGGACAUGCUGCAGGUCUACCCGAUGUCGACGUCGCGCGAGUCGUUCGUGCCCGUGCGCGACACGCUCGUCGAAGUCAAAAACUGGUUCAUGCCCAAGCACCUCAACAUGAACAACACGAUCUUUGGUGGCGAAAUCCUCCAGUGGAUGGACCGCGUUGCGGUCUUUUGCGCCCGCAAGUUUACCCAGAACGUGUCCAUGGUGACCAUCUCGAUGAACCGCAUCUUCUUCAAGCUGCCCAUUACGCCCAUCGACAUUGUCAGCAUGAAGUCGCGUGUCGUCAUGGUUCGGCGCCAUACCCUCGAGGUCGAAGUCGAGGUCUUCAUCGAGCGCAUUGGCCAGAACGAGAAGCGCAAGUCCCACACGGGGUACUUCACCGUCAUCAACCUCGACGAAGGGCAACAUAAAAUGCCGCUCAAGCGCGGCCUCGCCGUCGAUGAAGCGGACCAAGAGAGCAUGCGCCACCUUCUCAAGGCGCAGAAGCGCUGGGCCUUCCACGUCGACGACCACCUGCUGCACCAAGUACCGCCGCUGCCACUGUCCCACGAGAACGCUGGCCCGACGCCGCCGCCCUCGCGCUUGUAA